Molecule: messenger RNA, 4777 nt
Organism: Ylistrum balloti
Lineage: Eukaryota; Metazoa; Mollusca; Bivalvia; Pectinida; Pectinidae
Product: tectonin beta-propeller repeat-containing protein 2-like
Exons: 17
Coding region: 88-4764 (1558 amino acids)
Molecular function (GO): protein binding
Source: RefSeq, a predicted model, not a curated record
UCGACUACACUCCAGAAGAUUUUCUUUAUUUAGGAAGCAUGGAAUAAACAACACAGACUGUCAACGCAGAAUGACCUUCUAUAAAAGAUGGAAACCGAAGUGAAAUCUGAUAGUCCAAAGGGUCCAGACCCUGUAACACCCACUGAAACAACACAAGAUGAGUUGUCAGCCAUUCGUGAACAUGAACCUUUGGAGGAAUUGCUGUCACAGAUUCCGCGAAAGGCCCAGAAAGGGAUGCUUACCCAAUGUGAUCUGGUUCUCUCCUGUAUAGAUGCUAAUGAAGACUAUAUAGCUCUUGGUUGUAAUGUUGGCCUUGUUUUUGUGUUUGACCAGAAAAAACGUACUGUAGAAUACAAACUCAGGACAGAGUCUAAUAAUGACACUGUUAGUGUUGUACAGCUGCAUAAAGGAUUAGACAGCCAGGUUGCCAUGGGAACAAAUGGUGGAAUUAUCUACAUUUUCCAGUUGCCAUCCACAUUACCGGGGCAGAAUAAACAACUUCAACAGUUUGUGGUGCGGAAUUUACACCACAGCAGUGUCACCUGUCUCUCCUGGAGUCUCAAUGGAAUGGCAUUGUUCAGUGGUGACAAGAAAGGUCUGGUUGUCUGUACAGAGGUGGACUUUUAUGAGAGGCAUUGUGAGUCAAGUGUGUCACAUGAAGAGAAACAGUCGGAGAUUGUGCAGCUCCAUCAUGCCCACAAGUCCUUGCUGGUUUCCACACUGCACCGCUCCUUCGUCUACAGGCCCAAACUCACAGAUAACAAACUUGUUCAGGUUGGCAAGAAGGACCGGAAAAUACUAGGUAACUUUGGGGCCUGUUUCAUCCCUGGUCUCUGUAGACCUGAAGAUGCACAGCUGUACGCUGCUCGUCCUGGUCUGCGUGUUUGGAAAGCAGGAAUCAAUGGCGUUGUAUUGAACACUAACCUGUACAAAGACAUAUUGUCUCAGCCCCAUCGUGACAUCCCAAUAAUUCCAUACGAGGGUCAAACAAGAUCACAACUCAAGUCUUCUGACCAGCAGUUUGGAACACUUCUCUUGUAUCAGGAAAAGUACUUGGUGACAUGGACCAGCAGCCAUUUGUAUCUACUAAACCCUGACAAUAAUACAGUCAUAGCCAGCCAAGCACGACUUGGCAUCCUCGUAGGUGUCGUAGUCACCAAGGAUGACCUUUUUAUUUUACGUAGGAACACAAGCAGAAAUGUAGUAAGACUUGGUUUGAAGCCUCUAGUAAAACAAGAGAGUGUGUAUGAGCGUCUUGUCAGGGAAAGACAGCUAGCAGCCAAUGCUGUUAAGAACAAAAACUUGCAGCAAGGCAGCACAGACAAUACUAAAGACCCAGAUGUCAGGCCUAAAUCUGACAAGCCAUCCAAAUCUCCACUCAAGUUCUUUCAAACAAAUGUACUGGACAAGUUUAAAGUGGCCGGAACAGGGGUAGAGAAUUCUGUGUCUCAUCUUGUCUCUUCUAUGGAUCGAUUUGGACAUGAUGAUGAAAUGGAAGGUCACUCACAGGAAAUAGAUAGAACUGACCAAUUUAGAACUCCUGACAGUCCUAGUCCCGGUAAAAUCUUGCCACCAGUUGUUCAAUUAGAUUCUCCAGACCUUCCCACAAUAGAAAUAUUUUCUGGAAUUCCCCCACAAGCAAAAGAUUUGUCAAAUGAUAAACCAUAUACUUACAAAUCUAGUCCCUACACAGGACGAUUUAAUCCAUUCUUAAGUGACCCUGUGUCUGAUAAUGAAUCAGAGGAGAUAUGUACUGAUACUUUUGGUACAGUAGAAGUGUCAAGUCAGCAGUGUGAGAAGGAUAAUUUGGAUUCCAUGUCACAGAAUGACGAGAACCUUAAACUACCAGAGGAACCAACAAGUCCCCAACCCAAAUUCAUGAUAGAAAAACUGGAUAAAGUUCUGAAACAUGAGACUUCAAGUGAUGAUAUUGUGUUCACUCAUAAACACAAAAAAGGAAAGAAAAAGAAAAAAGCUACAAAGGAGAAAGAUGGUGAAGGGGAAUCGCAGAGUCAAAGAACUGAAGUGACAUCUGUAAGUCCCGAUCUCCAGCCGGAGGAUAAACAGGAGGAAGAAUCCUCAAGAUCUAUCAGUCCAGAUAGUAAAUCUGAGGAACCUGUCUAUGAACCUCUCAUCAUGGAUGAACCAGAUGAUGUAGAAAAAUUCAGAGAAAUGUCCAAAGAGCUGGAGUCAUUUGAGAGAACACUGACAGAUCUUCCUGGGCAAUCCAUGCUGACCCAGGAUGCAAUAGAGGCUGAAGCGCACAAGAAAGAUGAUCUAGAAAGUUUGAAUGUAAAUAUGUCUGUUGGCAGACAAGAAAUUGAGACAAAGACUUCAGGAGCUGAAAGUCCAGGGCUCCAAUCAAGUCCUAUUCCAGCAGAGGUGAAUACUAGUGAGCAUGAUGUGACCGAUACACAGGAUAGUUGCCAUGGAGGUAGUAUGACACCUGGAAUGCAAAUUAAUGAAAUUGAUACUGAACAGCCAAAGAAGAAAUGUGUGACUGUUGAAUGUGCAAACAAAGUUGACGCAAGUUUGUUACACUCUAGUGUAACCAUGACUACAAUGACAGCCUCUUCUGAUGUAGCAGUAACUCCUCAUUUUUCACUUGACUCUUCUGGAAAAAUCCUCACAUCUAGUACAAUUCUAGAUUCCAAGGAAGUGCCCACUACCGAGAGUCCCUCAGUAGUGUCAGAGGAGGAGGAGGAGGAAGACAGUAUAUAUUCAGUAAAGAAGAAAGAGGAAACCUCUUCAGAAACUGUUAAGGAUAAGAUGGAUGACCUAGUCAAUAACACACAACAAUUUUUCUCCUACAAGACUCCAGAUGCAUCAAUGGAGGAUAUUUAUGGUAAAACUGGUGGUCUGACUCCUUCUCCAUCAGAUCCAACAAAAGGCUUAUCUUCCUCAAAGAUGAAAGAUAAAAAGGAAAUAAAACAGAUAAGCGACCCUAGUGAGGAUAUACCACAGUCCCUGAUCAAUAACUGGGGAGAGGCAACAACGGGAGGAAACCUUCAAAGUCUUGCUAUCAGUAACAGUCAUGUGUGGGUGGUAGACAAGAGCUGUAAUGUGUAUUACAGUAGUCUACAGGGAGGGCGCCUCAAAUGGCAGAAGAUCAAGGACCCUGGCCAUCAGAUUGCUGUUUCAAGGUCAGGAUUUAUUGUGUGGCGACUUUACAAGAAUACUGUUUAUGCAGGCACUAAAAUUACUACCAGACAUCCAGAAGGCAUGAAGUGGGUUGAGGCUGUACGUAAUGUGCUGUUUGUGGCUGUAGACAAUAACUGUGCUUGGUAUGUAAAGGUAUCUGGGGAAAUAAUGAUACAAAAUGGACUGUCCAUGGAUCGGCCAUGCUUUAAGUCAAUAAACGUCCCAGGAGAAGAAUCGCUGAGAUUUAGGCAGGUGGCUUGUCAGGACAGAGUUGUGUGGGGAGUGACAGAAGAGUGUAAGCUGAUGUACCGACAGGGAGUCAGUGAUGUGUGUCCAGCAGGCAAGACCUGGCAGCAUAAUGACCAUGUUGGGGAGGAUACCAUGUUCUCAUAUGUUGCUCUUGGAGAUAAAAACAUUGGAUGGGGAAUAGAUCUGUUAGGCAGGAUCUGGUUUAUUACUGGAGUAACCAUGGAUACACCCAUGGGUCAGGAAUGUUGGUGGCAGGUACCGGUCAGUGAAAUACUUGUCCAGGAUGAAACAGCUAUGGACUCUUUACUGUCACUUGCCAGGAAAUUUGACCCUCAGAAGUUAGCUCAUCUUCUCAGUACACAAGGUGGAGGACUCAUCACCGCAGGGGAGGGAGGUGUCUGGGUGUGUCCUGAGUUCAAAAAUACACUACAGAUCUGUAGAGGAAGUAUACAAGGUCACAGCUGGAGGGAGGUGAACAUGGCAGGUUUCACCUCCUCCAUUGCCUGGAAGCUCCUGUCAGCCUCAGUAUCGGACCAGGAACACGGUCUUGUGUGGUGUGUACAGCCUAACGGUGAUGUGUUCACACUGUCACCCACUACAGGCCACACACAGAGUGUGGAAAACCCGGCACCCCGUUACAGACUUGUGGGGCUUAGUGCUUGUCCUGAUGCUGUGUGGGGACUCACAGAGAAUGGUUUUGUCUUCAUACGAGGUGGAAUCCGACCAGACUGUCCUCAGGGUACUGAGUGGAUCAAACUGGACUUACUUCAGCUUGGUGAUGUCCAUCUAAUGAGUGUGUCAUGUGGACAAACAAAUGUGUGGGCUUUAGAUAGUGAUGGAGUAGUGUACCAGAGAAUCGGUGUAAAGGCACCCUCUUCUCACUCCCUAACACAGGCCUGGCUUCCGGUGGACUCGGGGGCCAGCGGAACAACCUUUAUACAAAUCUGUAGUGGGCCAAAGGACUGGAUGGUGUGGGCUAUAGACAAUCGUCGUCAGGUUUACACCAGGACAGGUAUUACAGACAGAAUGCCUAUUGGUACUAACUGGGUUCAUGUACCAGGAACACUGGCCCAACAGAUAACCAUGAGUGAGAGAAAUGUUUGGGCAUUGAAUCCUGUUGGAGAGAUCCUGUGUCGGUAUGGUGUCACACCAGAGAACCCUACUGGAAACUACUGGAGAAAAGUUCCUGGAAUCUUCAUACAUAUAUCUACUUCAGCAUUAGAUGAUAUAUGGGCCAUCAAUCAGAAAGGGCACAUCUAUAGGCGAAGGACCAGGUUUUUAUUACGCAAACGAGCAGGCAGUGAUCCACUCCUUGAAAAACACAUCAGGCGCGGUACCAGUACCUCCAGUGAUGAUGGUUGGGAACUCGUCUGAGUUAAUUCUAUAA